Molecule: messenger RNA, 1119 nt
Organism: Pseudonaja textilis
Lineage: Eukaryota; Metazoa; Chordata; Lepidosauria; Squamata; Elapidae
Gene: CACNG8
Product: calcium voltage-gated channel auxiliary subunit gamma 8
Biological process (GO): calcium ion transport; neurotransmitter receptor internalization; neurotransmitter receptor transport, postsynaptic endosome to lysosome
Cellular component (GO): AMPA glutamate receptor complex; postsynaptic density membrane
Molecular function (GO): channel regulator activity; voltage-gated calcium channel activity
Source: RefSeq, a predicted model, not a curated record
UCUCUUAAGCGCUGGAAUGAAGAGAGGAUGGUCUGGUGUGAGAAAGGUGUCCAGAUUCUACUUACAACUGUGGGGGCUUUUGCUGCCUUUGGUCUCAUGAUAAUUGCCAUUGGCACAGAUUACUGGCUAUAUGCUCGUGCCUUCAUUUGCAAUACCACUAAUAUCUCUACUGAAGAAACGCCCCAGAAAGACAAGAAAGAUCCUGGAGGACUCACCCAUUCAGGUCUUUGGCGGAUAUGCUGUUUAGAAGGAUUGAAGCGAGGAGUGUGUGUAAAAAUCAACCAUUUUCCAGAGGACACAGACUAUGAUCACGACAGUGCAGAAUACCUCCUACGAGUGGUACGAGCCUCAAGCAUCUUUCCUAUCCUAAGUGCUCUUUUGCUGUUGCUGGGUGGGUUCUGCGUAGCUGCCAGCCGUGUCUACAAGUCGAAGCGCAACAUUAUUCUAGGUGCUGGCAUCCUGUUUGUUGCUGCAGGCCUCAGUAACAUCAUUGGCGUAAUCGUCUACAUCUCGGCCAAUGCUGGUGAUCCCGGCACAAAACGUGACGAUGAGAAGAAGAGCCACUAUUCUUACGGCUGGUCCUUUUAUUUCGGUGGCCUUUCCUUCAUCCUGGCUGAGAUGAUUGGUGUGCUGGCGGUUAAUAUAUACAUUGAGAAGAACCGCGAGGCCCAUUGCAAAAGCCGCACAGAACUCUUGAAGAAUCCUUCUUCCUCCUCCUCAGCCAUCUUGCGCCUACCCAGUUACCGUUUCCGAUACCGCCGCCGGUCACGUUCCAGCUCCCGCUCCACCGAGCCCUCCCAGUCUCGAGAAACCUCCCCCGUUGGCCUGAAGGGCUUCCCUUCCACCGACAUCUCUAUGUACACACUGUCUAGGGACCCGUCCAAGGCCAACGUCAGUUCCCUUUACGGCGGUGCCAGUGAGACCGCCUCCACAGGGGCAACGACCUCCGGGGUGACCGGAACUGGUGGCGGAUUCUUACAGUUGCACAACACCUUCCCCAAAGAUCCUGGAGUGACAGUCACCGUGACUGGGCCUGGGGUAGCAGGAGCCACUGGUACCCUGGGUAAAGAUGCCUCCUCCAACACCAACACACUCAACAGGAAGACCACGCCAGUGUAG